Messenger RNA from Aricia agestis (brown argus), 2927 nucleotides. RefSeq names its product leishmanolysin-like peptidase (gene Invadolysin). The transcript is spliced from 18 exons. Gene Ontology annotation, biological process: proteolysis; cell adhesion. Lineage: Eukaryota; Metazoa; Arthropoda; Insecta; Lepidoptera; Lycaenidae. Bases 156 to 2252 code for a protein of 698 amino acids. Gene Ontology annotation, cellular component: membrane; cytoplasm. The record is from RefSeq and is a predicted model, not a curated record. Gene Ontology annotation, molecular function: metalloendopeptidase activity.
UUGGACGACAGUCUUUGUCAAUUUCAUUCCAAGCGCCCUUCCAACUCGAAUUCAUGUUAGUUAUUAAACAAUUUCAUCCGCGCGAGGACGUGUUUCCACGAGAAUGGUGUAUUUUAAAAUGUAAACAAGUGUCGUGUAAGUGAAAAGACGCCGAUAUGUCGGGAAUAACGAUUUUUAAUUGCGUCAAAGUGUGUGCAGUUCUGAUUUUCGCGACGAAAUGUGUCGUUUCACAUACAUUUACGAGCGAAUUGACAAGCGAUCAUAGUCAUGUGCACUGCACUCACGAACACCCGAAAGCAGAUCAAGUGAUCCGCGGGGUGCAUUUGGAGCCGGCUCACAUCCUCAAACGCCGGAGUAUAGACCAGCCACUUAGGAUAAGCAUAUUCUACGACCACUCUGUAUAUAGAUUAGAUCCAGAUAAAUUUUUCAUGAUAAAUAAUACAAUUCUUCCGGAGGCUGUGAAGUUUUGGGAGGAAGCUUUAAAAGUGAGGAAGACUGGAGGACCAAUAAGACUUAAUAGGAAAUGUCCGACGCGGCAGGUGUUCAUCCGCGGGGGGCGGUCGCACUGCAUCGACAGCUGCAGCCCCGACACCAUGUGCGGGGAGGUCCGCGUACCGGAGAGACAUCUCAAUCCGUGCUACGUGUGCAACAGCACGGGACACAACUGCCAGGAGCUGCCGCGGCCGAAGCCGGAGGACGAGGACGCCGCCACCGAGAUCUCAGACAACGCGCUCCACGACGCCACCGACACGCCCGUGCCAGAAGAAGUGGAUGCAUACGGCGUGGAGGACACGGACUUCGUGUUGUACGUGAGCGCGGUGGAGACGGAGCGGUGUCGCCGCGGCCUCACCGUCGCGUACGCCAGCCAUUGCCAGCAGGAGGCCGCGUUGGACAGGCCGGUGGCCGGUCACGCCAACUUCUGCCCCGGCGAGCUGUCGACGCGAUCGCGAGACCUGCCCUCCGUGCUGUCCACCGUCAAGCACGAGAUGCUGCAUGCGCUCGGCUUCAGCGUCUCACUGUUCGGCUUCUACAGGGACGAGAAUGGCGAGCCGCUGACGGAGCGACGGCCCGACACCGGCAACCCGCCGCUUGACGAAGAGCUGCAGAUCCACAAGUGGUCGUCUCGCGUGGUGCGCAACGUGACGCGGCGCGACUGGAUGAUCCGCGGCGGCGUCACGCAGCGCACCUUCCACAUGAUCGUGACGCCGCGCGUCGUCAAGGAGGUCCGCGAGCACUUCAACUGCAGCUCCCUCGAGGGCGCCGAGCUGGAGGACCAGGGCGGGGACGGCACCGCCUUCACGCACUGGGAGAAGAGACUCUUCGAGAACGAGGCCAUGACGGGCACGCACACCCAGAACUCCGUGUUCAGCCGGAUAACCCUCGCCAUGAUGGAGGACACGGGCUGGUACCGCGCCGACUACUCGCAAGCCGCACCGCUCGCCUGGGGCAAAGGCCUGGGCUGCGGCUUCGCCAUGGGCUCCUGCAAGCAGUGGCUCAACACGCAAAGGUUCAGACGCAAGAACCCGGCGCCGUUCUGCGAGCGGGUGAAGGGCGAGCCGCUGCGCACGGAGUGCUCGGCGCGCCGCGACGCCGUGGUGCUGUGCAACCUCGUGCGCCACGACAAAAUCCUGCCCAGGGCUUACCAGCAUUUCGACUCCCUGCCCAACGUGCCGACGUCGGAGCUGGCGUACUACGGCGGCUCGGUGUCUCUGGCGGACUACUGCCCCUACCUGCAGGAGUUCACGUGGAAACACAAGAGCGUGCUCGUCCGCGGCAGCAGGUGUUCCUACGAGGAGAACACGCCCAAGCUGGAGGUGAACUUCGCUCUGGAGAACUACGGCACGCACUCCAAAUGCUUCGACCACAGCGACCGUGUGUGGGAACAGAAGUCCUGCAGACAGAUAAGAGAGUGGCAACACUGGGGCUCCGGGUGCUACAAGUACAAAUGUGAAAGCGGACGACUGCACAUUGUUGUGGGCAACUACACGUACACGUGUUACUUUGCGGGCCAAGUGGUGCAGGUGCGCGUGCUGCAGGCGGGCUGGCUGCACCGCGGCGGCGUGGUCUGCCCGCCCUGCCGCGAGAUAUGCGCCCAGGAGUUUGCCUCUCGCAAUGAAUACUGCAAGAUCGGUGAAGAAGCGCCACCUCCUAACCUCUACCCGAAGGACAUGCUGGCGUGUCGCGCGCCAAAACUCGCGCCGGCCAUUUUGAGCGGCGCCGCCAUCUUGUUGACGCUACGUCACAUACUAUGAGACGUAUACGGACUACAUUUGUGACAAUUUUACGUGUACUUAUUAGUGUGCACUUGGCAAAAUUAUCUGCGUUUUUGUCGUAGUUACCGAUAAUAUGGCAAUAAGGGGUUUUCGAUAUUUCGUUGCUACGUAGGGCUACGGUCGUAGUAGUGGUAGUUUCGUCAUUCGUGUCAAUUGUCGCGUCAAAAAACUGUCAUAUGACAGUUUCCAGACCGAGAAGAGUCAGAUGAAAGACCCUACGGCUUCAUAGCUCCAUCUGGUGGCAAAUGAAGUAUCGAAAACCCUUAUUCGUAGCACUGUUCUGUCUGCUGGCGCGAAAGAUUUGUCGCAUGCGAGUAAUGUCGACUUGCAGAUAAUUUUGUCCUCUCUCUCGUCAUUAGCUUUUGUACGUUUAUUGUUACUUAAUUAGAUAUUAACGAUUUUAAAUUUUGAAUGAAUAACUGUUACCACCGCCUCUCUUACAAUGCGUUCUUUUAAAAAGGAUGUGUGAUACCGGGCACCUAAUGAAUAACCGCCAUUUUUUUCUGUUUCUUUUGUCUUUUUCAAUGAUUCCACCAAAACUUCAAAUAAUUCGAAGUCUUUUCUUUCUUUUGGAGAGAAUAUUGACUGUCUUAUUUCAUGCCAUAAUUCUAUUUAUUUUUUUAUAUCUUAUCUUAAUGACAAUUUAAGAAUUUU